CCACAGUGUUGCUUGCCCGUGAUGGCGCGGCGAUUCAACGGGCCACUGGUGGAAGCGACCACGUCGACCGGUUGGCUAAGAGGAGCUGGAUCCGCACUUUCCUCCACGCUCAGCUCCAGCGUCCCUAUACCAAACCCCCCGACUCCCACCAGCAGAGGCCGCCAGGACCCGCGCCACGAAAGGAGAAGAGGGAGCCGAGCGGGGGUGCAGGGGGAGCAAGCCCCGGCCUCGACACACAGUCAAAGCGGGAGGGAUCCCAGAGGCCCGGCCCCCCCUCUCGGUCUCCGUGACCUCCUGCGACUCGGCGGCCGUCUGCGCGCCCACCUCCCUCUCCCCAUUCGCGCUCUUCUUUUCCUGCUGCUCGCUUUGCAGCUGAGUUCCUAUUGCCGUGCAAGACGAAGGCCUGGGUUGGUGUGUGUGUGUGGUGUGUGGGGGUGCCAGUGGGACCCGGAGAACGCCAACAACAACAACGACAACAGCAGCGGCGGCGGCGCUCGGGCGGUUGCGCGAGGGACGAGCCGCGAGGCCCUGGCGAGAAGGCCCCAGCGAGAGUGAAGGAGGAGGGUGACGAGGAGGCGCCAAGCGAGGUGCCAGCACAGCGCGGCAGGGUGCCAUGGCAAGCCGGUACGGAGAGUGGACAGUUUCCAGCAGUGAUGACGAGGAGCGGAAUGUGGAGUCAGCGGUGGCACCGGCGGCACCGGCGAGUGGCAGGCAGCCAGCUGAGUCCUGCCAAGGUGAGACAGGAGCAGGAACGCAGGAGCCACAGUACGACUCGGAUGCUACCUUGGUGGAUGAAACAGAGAAUGCUGCUAACCUAGAGGCUGAGAUCGCAUCCCUUGGUGAGAAGAGCUUAGGGAAUCCGCUUCCCAUCGCGCCCUCCCUGCCGGCCCUAGCAGGCAGCGCAGCCAACAAGCGCAAGAAGCCGUCGUGCGCCGACAACAGCUGGACGGUGUCGGAUAGUGAAGACGAGAACGACUUGGCUGGCGAGGAGGCUCCCGUGUCCUCUCCCACGGAGGAUAAGGGCAUCGUCACCACUUCCCAGCACAAGAGGCAGCGACUGGGGUCGGAUAGUGCCGGGAUUCCUGUCGUCGAGAACUCUGUGUGCAGUGAGAAAACACCCCCUCGUGAGCCGGAGCUGCAGGAGCUGCUGGUGCCGCAGGAGCCGCAGGAGCCGCUGGCACCGCAGGACGUCAUUGAGGCGCUGGAGCAGGCGGCUCCACUAUAUUUCUUUCUCACCAGAGUGGCUGGGAUUGGGAAGAAGCUGAAUAGUCAUGCACUGCACAUCACAGACAUUUUAUCGCCACUUAUGGGAACACUGAAGAAAUCUGCACAGUUUAACUACUGCUUUGACAUCCCGUGGCUUAUGGAGCAGUACCCAGUGGAGUUCCGGUCCCUGCCGCUGCUGCUGGUGCAUGGCGAGCAGCGUGCAAGCAAAGCUAAGCUCUUCGAAGCUGCCAGUUUCUACCCGAAUGUAACGCUGUGCCAAGCAAAACUGGACAUAAUGUUUGGGACGCAUCAUACAAAGAUGAUGCUUCUGCUGUAUGAAGAGGGUAUGCGAGUGGUCAUCCACACAUCCAACCUCUUCUUUCAAGACUGGCAUCAGAAAACCCAGGGCAUCUGGUUAAGCCCGAUGCUUCCUCGGCUGUCGACUAGCGAAGAGCUGCCGGAGAUGCAGGGCGAGUCUCCCACGGGCUUUAAGCAGGACCUCAUUGCUUACCUUAAAGCCUACAGCUCUCACUCGGUCACCUGCUGGGCUGAGCAUCUACAGCAACACGAUCUCUCCGAGGUCAGGGUAUACCUGGUUGGCUCAGUGCCAGGCCGCUUUUCAGGCGACAACAAGGAGAGCUGGGGUCACCUUCGGCUUCGCAAGCUGCUGCGCGAGAACCUAUCCCCUGUAGAGGAAGGAAAUGAACAGUGGCCUCUCAUUGGCCAGUUCUCCAGCAUUGGAUCCAUGGGGAUAGACAGCGACCGGUGGCUGCAGACCGAGUUUCAGGACAGCCUCGUGACGCUCGGCCAGAGUGGCUCACCAACCUACAGCUUCAAUCGCACACCGCUAAAGCUGAUCUACCCUACUGUGGAUAAUGUGCGGAUGAGCCUGGAGGGUUACCCGGCGGGCGGAUCCCUUCCCUACAGCGUCCAGACGGCAAGCAAGCAGCAGUGGCUACACUUGUACUUUCACCGCUGGUUGUCUGAGACAUGUGGCCGCACCCAGGCCAUCCCCCACAUCAAGACGUACCUGCGCAUCUCACCAGACUACACCAAGCUCGCCUGGAUACUGCUCACCAGUGCCAAUCUGUCAAGGGCGGCGUGGGGGAGCUAUGAAAAAAGGGGCAACCAGCUGAUGGUGCGAUCCUACGAGCUGGGCGUCCUCUAUCUUCCCACUGCGUUUAACCCAGGUGCAAAAUGGUUUCCCGUGGGACGAGGAACAGUCAUGAAAGAUGCUGAGGGGGUUGUUCCUUCCUUCCCGGUGCCCUUUGACCUGCCGCCAGUGCCGUAUGACAGUAACGACAAACCAUGGAUCUGGAACAUCCCUUAUACGCAUGCUCCAGACUCGCACGGCAACGCCUGGGUGCCUUCUUGAACCACGAACCGCUCCCCAUAUUUAGAUGCAAACCCCCCCCCACGCCCCCGACUGACCCGCCAACCUGGCCCUAUCAGCCACCUCACAGAUUUUGCCAGUGCUGUACCUCUUUAUAUUUCAUGGGUUAGUUGUCAGUGGGUACAGCCUCACGAGAAGUUAGCUCCCAGAGUCUGCCCACCCAGAAUAAACAAACUAGCCAACUACCCACCGCGUAUCUGGUUAGAUUGCAUAAUUGGUAGUAGCCAUGUUUAGAGUAUGGUAUUUCAUGUGAAGCCAAGUGUGAAUUUCAUGUUUUUAAGUGUCGUGUGGAUGGAAACACGUGUAACGAGGACCAAUGGCAAUGAGUUUUCUGGCCAGCUCCCAUGUUGGAAUCACAAGAAGAGUGCUGGCUGGCUUCUAUACUGGGCCUACAUCUUGCGUCUCAUUCAUGAACCGGAAGCUCCAGGCUAGUGUGAGAACUUGAAUUGCAGUGUUCGUGACUGUGUUACGCCUUGUAUUUGUAGCCUUUUGUACUCUCAUAUGUUCGUAUAUUUUUUAUAACAUUCUGUAGUGGACAAAAGUAUUAAUAAAGGCUGUGUGCAGUCUGCGGAACCCACAGCUGGUUCACCGUGAACAUUUAAGAACUGUCUGUGAUAUUCACCCGAAUAACAGCCUCGCUGAGUCUCACUGAUAUUUUUUGCACUCUGCACUGCGAUUAGUGAGUGGUGAGGAACCACUAUCUGUUGGGGUUGUGGAGACCUGAGACCAGUUAUAGAAAACUUGAAUCCUAAUCCUUCAAUGGAAUUUUCCUUUGCAGAUAUGGCCAGUCCCAGGUGUCUUUUUUCAAGGGAGGCCUGGACUUAAGUACAGUACAACCUGGAUUUCAGUGCAGUACAUCAAAAGGUGUUCACUACGGGGGACGUCUUGCAAAAACAGGACCAAAGCCGCACUGUGCACAAAACUCUUUGGGACGAGUCGUGACGCGUGCUGCAAGAUCUGACCAUGCCCGUCCAGUAGUGGCUCGCCGAGCUGCAUUGCAUUCCGAUUGCUCAACAAUUACAAUAUACGGUCGCACUCAUUACGCACAAAGUGCUUUCCACAAAUAACCCGCGAUACCUCGAUCUCGUCAAGGAGCAUAGACCAUCACGCGAACUCGCACGGACAUCCUCACAGCGGAUUUUGGCUUAACCAUUGAACAAAGACGGGCGCUUCAUCGCGCGCUUUCAGAUGCGCUUUCAGCGGCCGUCGGGAACGUUCUUCCUUCCGAUAUUAGGAAACCACCGGAGGUAUGCACUUUAAAAUCACCCAGAUUGAAAACGAAUUUCUCUUAGAACUACUUUUUGUGUUGAGUUGGCUACGUACGGUGCGCGACAGAAGUUCAACAACAGCCAUAACGUACAACGUAUAGGACCACAGAGCGUGGGCAAAUGUUGGCUCCGGUGUUUUUUAAGACAAGAUUUAAAUGAAUGACGUCAUAUACGAAGACGAGCUUUGGCAGCGCAAAUUUGCGCGUUGAAGUCGGGUGAGCGUGAUGACGUCAUCCAUGUGCUUUCUGCCCUGUCGGAUGACGCCAUCUAGUCGAAGCCGUUCCUUAAGGUAACGAUGACGUCGGGCGGAAAUGGGUUUCAAAAUAAAAUUAAUACCAAUUAAAUGCCAAUAAAACGCGAGUCGUUCUUCCGGAAGAUUGUGACUUCCAUUGGUUUAGUUUUUUUUAUUUGGAGAAAGGCGACAAUUUUUCCGUGAAUGUCUUCGGCAAGAGAAGCAUUUUUUGUCCAACAAAAUAGAGAGCGUUACGGACGGACACGCGCAUUCUAUUUACAGAAACACAAUUUAAAAACCGAGACGGGCUGAAGCCUGCGAAGUGAGAGGAGGUGGGACCCAAACAACCGCUGUCGAGAAGACCUUGCGUCAUCCCCCACAAUGCCGUCAUCGCGUUACCAACUUCCGGUGAACGAACGCUCGUGACGCCAUCGCGGCGUACGUGACGUCACUCGUCAGAGCCCUCUCCGCGUGACGUCAUCUCCCCUACCCACCGUGUGCUUGGCAGAGCGAGUGGAGCGCCAUGGGGCAGAGCCAGUCAGGAGCGCCCGGGUCCGGUGGUGGAAAGAAAGAUGACAAGG
Messenger RNA from Petromyzon marinus (sea lamprey), 4680 nucleotides. It is a transcript of the gene TDP1, whose product is annotated as tyrosyl-DNA phosphodiesterase 1. Gene Ontology annotation, biological process: DNA repair. The record is from RefSeq and is a predicted model, not a curated record. Gene Ontology annotation, molecular function: 3'-tyrosyl-DNA phosphodiesterase activity; single-stranded DNA binding; double-stranded DNA binding. Lineage: Eukaryota; Metazoa; Chordata; Hyperoartia; Petromyzontiformes; Petromyzontidae. Gene Ontology annotation, cellular component: nucleus.